GGUGGCAACGACUUCUGUAAUUUUUGUUUCCGAGCACAAUUUUUAUUUUGGUUUCUUCAAUUCGUAAUUAAUGGCUAAUAACGAUAGCAAUAACUUGGGAAAACUCACAGAAGAGUCUUUAAAGCGCAAAGAGCGAUUGCAGAAGCUUCGCGAACAAGCACAGUCAAAAGCUGCUGGCGCCACAGAAGUUGCUGAAAAGUUGCCAAAGCCAGUUUUUCGUAGUUAUAGGCCGCAAAAUGAAAAUACAACUGGGGAAAUUCGAGCACAGGAGCCCACAGGUAACAUCGAGUCUGCCGUUCAGUCACAGCUCAGUUUGCUAGAGCAGCCAAUGGUUAUUGAAGAGAUUGACAUUACGAAUUUGGCACCUCGUAAGCCCGACUGGGAUUUAAAGCGCGACGUCAGUAAAAAGUUGGAACGUUUGGAGCGACGCACACAAAAAGCCAUUGCAGAACUCAUACGAGAGAGGCUGAAAAUGAAUCAAUUCGAAGAUAUCAGCCAGGCUGUAAAUGUCGGCACAGCGCACGUGCACAAUGGCAAAAAUGCGGACGAUGAUUAUGAAUAGACAACUAAUUUUAUUAAAAGCUAUUAAAAAAUAAAUUAACUAACA
Drosophila innubila is the source of this 607-nucleotide messenger RNA. RefSeq names its product coiled-coil domain-containing protein 12. The transcript is spliced from 2 exons. NCBI's taxonomy places the organism in Eukaryota, Metazoa, Arthropoda, Insecta, Diptera, Drosophilidae. The record is from RefSeq and is a predicted model, not a curated record. Gene Ontology annotation, cellular component: U2-type spliceosomal complex; post-mRNA release spliceosomal complex. Bases 71 to 562 code for a protein of 163 amino acids.